UUUUUUUUGUUCUGUUUUUCAGGGUGGGGGAGGUUGCUACUGCUGGUGGCAGCGUUUCCUCCUGCUGGAAGGUGAUGAAUAGAUGAGGAGAGAGGCUCUGAGCCUGCUUCUCUGCUGCGGGAGUGUCUCUCCCUCCCUCUCCCUGCCUCUCCCCUCUCCCUGCUCCUAUGUGAGUGUGUGUUUGGCUCCCCGGCUGUGUGUGCGUGUACACUGUGUAUAUAUAUCUGAGCUGGGAGGCUAUUGCAAGCUUCUUUCAGCUGCGCUGCUCUGUGCAGGAAGAAGGGCUCAGCUGCAGUGGUAGAAUCAACAGCAGCAUUAGCAGCACCAACAGCUUUUUCCGCCUUUCUCCCUUCCCUUCAUCUCCAUCGCCUUUUCCCUCACGCCCCUCACGUCUUUUUGGGGACGCUCUUUUAAUUUUUCUUUUUCUUUUCUACAAUUAUUUUUUUUUCUUUUUUCUUUCCCUUCUUCUGUGAAGGAGGCACAGACACACACACACAAACACAGAGAAAUAAGGGAAAGAAAAGUACCUGGACUUACCCUGCUGCUGCAAACCCAGAGACAGCAGACGAAGAGGGGGGUUGGCUUCUACCCCAAGGUAAAGCCCUGCCCCUUUUACCUCCUCGCCACCUCCUCCGAGAAAAGAAGGAGAGAGAGAGAAGGGGCCAAAGUGGAGAAAAGCAGGUCUUCUGCAGCUGGCAUUUGGAGUACAGGGAGCCAGGAAGUGAAGGAUGGUUGUGGUUACCCGAGCUGGCUGCAGGGCAGCUCUCUUCCUCUGGAUUUUCAGCAGCAUUAGCUGCAGAGCCAGGACUGCUCUGCCUGCAUCUCAAAAGUGUGAUGAACCUCUGGUCUCAGCGUUACCCCACUCCUCGUUCAGCAGCUCAUCAUCUAUGACAAGCAGCUAUGUGCCAGGUUAUGCAAAGUUAAACAAGAGAGGAGGUGCAGGAGGCUGGUCUCCAUCAGACAGCGAUCAUUACCAAUGGCUGCAGGUGGAUUUUGGGAGCAGGAAGCAGAUCACUGCUAUUGCCACUCAAGGCAGAUACAGCAGUUCUGACUGGGUCACUCAGUAUCGUAUGCUCUAUAGCGACACAGGGAGAAACUGGAAACCAUACCACCAGGAUGGAAAUAUCUGGGCAUUUCCUGGAAAUACAAACUCUGAUAGUGUGGUCCGGCAUGAUUUACAACAUCCAGUUAUUGCUCACUAUGUACGGAUAGUUCCUUUGGACUGGAAUGGAGAGGGCCAAAUUGGGUUAAGAAUUGAAGUCUACGGCUGCUCCUAUUGGGCCGAUGUUAUCAAUUUUGAUGGCCACGUAGUGUUACCAUACAGAUUCAGGAACAAGAAAAUGAAAACACUGAAAGAUGUCAUCUCUCUGAAAUUUAAAACGUCUGAAAGUGAAGGUGUACUCUUCCAUGGAGAAGGACAGCAAGGAGACUAUAUCACCUUGGAACUGAAGAAAGCCAAACUUGUUCUAAAUUUGAAUUUAGGCAGCAACCAGCUUGGCUCUAUUUAUGGCCACACAUCUGUGAUGACAGGCAGCCUCUUAGAUGAUCACCACUGGCACUCCAUCCUCAUAGAGCGCCACGGGAGAAACAUCAAUCUCACCCUGGACAGACGCAUGCAGCACUUCAGAACCAAUGGAGAAUUUGAUUACCUGGACCUGGAUUAUGAGAUAACCUUUGGAGGCAUGCCUUUUUCUGGGAAGCCAAGUUCUAACAGUAGGAAAAAUUUCAAAGGCUGCAUGGAAAGCAUCAACUACAAUGGCAAUAAUAUCACUGACCUUGCCAAGAGGAAGAAAUUGGAACCUUCUAAUGUGGGAAACUUAAGUUUUUCUUGUGUGGAGCCACAUGCAGUGCCUGUCUUUUUCAAUGCCACCAGUUACCUUGAGGUUCCUGGUCGUCCGAGCCAGGAUCUGUUUUCAGUCAGUUUCCUUUUCCGAACCUGGAACCCCAAUGGACUUCUUGUCUUCAGCAACUUCGCAGAUGAUCUGGGGAAUGUUGAGAUUGACAUAAAUGAUGGCAAAGUCAGUGUCCAUAUCAAUGUCACCCUAGUGAAGAAGAACCGAAUAGAUAUCUCAUCAGGCUCUGGUCUCAAUGAUGGGCAGUGGCAUGAAGUCCGAUUCCUAGCUAAGGAAAAUUUUGCUAUCCUCACCAUCGAUGGCGAUGAAGCUUCAGCAGUUCGAACAAACAGCCCUCUACAAGUUAAGACUGGAGAGAAAUAUUUCUUUGGAGGGUUUCCUAUACAGAUGAAUGAGUCAGAUCACUCGCUAUUUCAGCAUUCAUUUCAAGGAUGCAUGCAGUUUAUUCACGUGGAUGAUCAGCUGGUGGAUUUGCACGCAGUGGAGCAAGGCCAGCUGGGAAGCUUUGCCAAUGUCACCAUUGACAUGUGUGCCAUUAUUGACAGGUGUGUGCCCAACCACUGUGAACAUGGUGGCAAAUGCACCCAGACGUGGGACAGCUUCAAGUGCAAUUGUGAUGGGAGCGGAUACAGUGGUGCCACUUGUCAUAACUCUAUUUAUGAACUCUCUUGUGAAGCAUACAAACACUUGGGCAAAACUUCAAAUUACUACUGGAUAGAUCCAGAUGGCAGUGGGGCACUGGGACCUUUGAAAGUUUACUGCAACAUGACAGAGGAUAAAGUUUGGACAACUGUGUACCAUGAUCUGCAAAUGCAGACUUCUGUGGGAGGCAGCAGCCCAGAAAAGUUGUCUGUACUGCAGCUCAACUACAGUGCAACGAUGGACCAAAUUUCUGCCAUUACCAGUAGUGCUGAAUACUGCGAGCAGUUUAUCUCCUAUUCUUGCAAGAUGUCCAGGCUGCUGAAUACACCAGAAGGGAAUCCAUAUACCUGGUGGGUUGGAAAAGCCAAUGAGAAGCACUACUAUUGGGGCGGAUCGGGACCUGGCAUUCAAAAAUGUGCCUGCGGCAUCGAACGCAACUGUACUGAUCCCAAGUACUACUGCAACUGUGAUGCUGAUUAUAAGCAAUGGAGAAAAGACAGUGGGAUGUUGUCAUACAAAGAGCACCUACCAGUGAGUCAGGUAGUGGUUGGAGACGUUGACCGGCCUGGGUCUGAAGCCAAGAUAUCUGUGGGGCCUGUGCGUUGUCAAGGAGAUCGGAACUACUGGAAUGCAGCUUCUUUUGUUACUUCGUCAUCCUACCUUCACUUCUCCACCUUCCAAGGGGAAACCAGUGCAGAUAUCUCUUUCUAUUUCAAAACGUCAGCCUCAGAUGGGGUGUUUCUUGAGAAUCUGGGGAACACUGACUUCAUCAAACUGGAGCUGAAAUCUGCUACGGAGGUUUCCUUUUCAUUUGAUGUUGGAAAUGGGCCCGUGGAAAUCGUCGUUAGAUCUCCCAACCAGCUCAAUGAUGACCAGUGGCAUCGGGUCAAUGCCGAAAGGAAUGUCAAACAGGCUAGCCUGCAAGUAGACCAGUUACCCGUGGAAGUCCGGAAAGCACCAACAGAAGGUCACACGCGACUGGAGUUAUACAGCCAGCUCUAUGUUGGUGCUGCAGGAGGGCAGCGAGGCUUCCUAGGUUGCAUUCGUUCACUGAGGAUGAAUGGGGUGACACUGGAUCUGGAAGAGAGAGCAAAAGUCACACCAGGGGUGAAGCCUGGUUGCUCUGGCCAUUGCACAAGCUAUGGGAUGUACUGCGCCAAUGGUGGUAAAUGUGUCGAGAAAUACAACGGCUACUCCUGUGACUGCUCCAAAACUGCCUAUGAUGGGCCAUUUUGCAUUAAAGAUGUUGGAGCAUUUUUUGAAGAGGGUACAUGGCUUCGUUACAAUUUCCACUCCCCAGGGACUAGCAUAAAGGAUUUAGUUAGCCGAACACUUUUGAGUUCUACAGAUCCUGAGAUCACAGCACCUGACCUCAACUUGAAUAAAGAAGAGCUCAGCUUCAGCUUCAGUACCACCAAGUCCCCUUGUGUCCUAUUGUACAUCAGCUCCUAUACCCAAGACUUCAUGGCUGUGCUUGUCAAGCCAUCUGGGUAUCUGCAAAUUCGGUACAGCCUAGGAGGCACCAAAGAGCCAUAUAACAUCGAUGUCGACCACAGAAACAUGGCUAAUGGACAGCCCCAUACUGUUAACAUCACACGGAAUGCAUGGGACAUAGCACUGCAGCUUGAUCAUUAUCCUCCAACAAGUUACAGCCUGCCAACAGCGUCUGACAUUCAGUUCAACUCCCCAAAGGCACUAUUCCUAGGAAAAGUUAUAGAAAUUGGGAAGAUUGACCAAGAUAUAUAUAAAUACAACACCCCAGGAUUCACUGGCUGCCUAUCGAGAGUGCGGUUCAACCAGAUUGCUCCACUCAAAGCAGCUCUGAGACCUACCAACGCGUCCUCUCACGUUCACAUCGAAGGAGAGCUGGUGGAAUCCAACUGCGGAGCAUCUCCACUCACCAUUCCACCAAUGUCGGCUGCUACCGACCCAUGGCACUUAGACUCAGCCAGCGCUGAUUUCCCAUACAACGGUCAAGCUAUAGGAGAUGGAGUUAACAGAAACUCUGCCAUUAUUGGAGGCGUCAUCGCAGUGGUGAUCUUCACCAUCCUCUGCACCUUGGUGUUCUUGAUCCGCUACAUGUUUCGCCACAAGGGAACCUACCACACCAAUGAGGCCAAAGGGGCAGAGUCAGCUGAGAGUGCCGACGCUGCCAUCAUGAACAAUGAUCCCAACUUCACGGAAACCAUUGACGAGAGCAAGAAGGAAUGGCUUAUCUAAGGCCCUGGAGGAUGGGGCCUGGGGUGGGACAGAAGCUGGGCCAGGGUGGGACUGGGAUUACUCUUGCAAUGGGGCGAGAACACUCUGUGUCAGACACUUGAGCAUAUGUACGGUAGAAAGAUCAGCACAACUGGAGGAGCAAGUGACACGAAAAUACCACUGAGACUGGAGGAAAAAAAUUAUAUCUCAAGCAUUUAAGAAAAAAUACUUUUUAAUAUUUAUUUACAGCAAAUUGCCCCUUUCAUAUCCGAGCAACUAAAACAAAGAGCAGUUUUGCAGCUUCAGCAUUGUUUAAAAUUUUCAGUAAUUCCUUUCUAUUUCUGUGGGUGUUUAGAAGUGUUCUGGAUACUUGCUACAAGAAAAAGGAGCCGUUUUUUUACAUUUUUUAAAAGGCGUUUAAAACAUUGGCAGUUCUGUCCUGAGAGCAAGUGGCAGGCCUUUCUUCCUAGCAUUUUGUUCCUUCAUGGCCGGCCACUUCCCCACAGGCUGCCCUCAGCCCCGCACCUUGUCCAUAUCACCAUUCAUUUUGGUGGUGUUGAGCCAGGAGUUCAGGGCUGGGGGUGGGACACGGAAGUGAGGAUUAAUGCAAAUCAUACUCACCAGUUUUUCAGCGUAUCAUCAGCCCAUACCAGCCCUGGCAGGAUCAGUCUUCCUGAGCCAGGCACUUGUUGGUUGCAUACAAUUCCCAUCAGCAGUGUAAAAAUACUCUUAUUGCAACUCCUGCUACCAGAGAGGGUGAUCAUAAAGCACACUAAGCUUUGGGGUUUUUAUUAUUAUUAUUAUUAUUAUUAUUUUGUUCGUCUCUGAGGGAGGAUGAUGCUGUGUGAGUCUGUAGACCUAAUCUGUUCCUGUGUCUUUAGUUAUGGCACUGGUGACAUGAGGCAGGUGUCAGUUUAAACUUGGCUCUGCCUAUGGCAUAUUGGCAUAUACUGUACUUAGGCGUAAGCAGUGUAGUAGGGAAUUAGAGCCAGACUUUGUUUGCUUCUGUUUCUUUUUUAUAGGCUGUCACAGAAAUAAUAGCACAGCUCUAGUCAAUGCAUAUGAACCCACACGCUUCACAUAAUACUUUUUUUUCUAACUCUAGCAUAGCAAUUUAUUCUUUAAAUCCUUUGUUUCAGUCCCUUUGCGAGGAGAGCCUCUGCCAGUAGUGUUCGCAAAGGCAGGAACCUAAGGCAAAGGAGGCUCGGAAGCUCUGCCCAGAGAGCACGUGAGAAACAGAGUGCACAGUGGAGAGUUACUUUUCAAUACAGAGAUUUACCUAUUUUGCUGUCUUUGUAGGGCAUUUUUAAGAAUAGCAAGGCUAAUUCCAAUUGCAGCGUUGCACCCCAUACCCCCUUUCAGGCCUGGGAAGUUUUAGGUAUCAUCUGAGAAGCAGGCAGGCAGCUUGUAGGGAACGCAAAGGGGCAGCCUGAAGACUUAAUAUCCCUUUAUGGCAAUAAAACAGCUUUAGCAUGCUCUCUUACUUUGUGGUUCUCCAGUGGUCUGAUUUGAUAGGAAUUUAAGGCCUUAAUGGACUGGUUUUACAGUGAAACAGAAUGAAGGAAUUAAUGUAUUGCAGGGCAUUUCUUUUGUGCUAAAAGAACAGAAACAAUACCAAGAGUUUCACUUUAGAAGGGUUUAUGUUGCUAGAUUUGCUGUGUCUUUAAUAUUUCUGAGUUUAUUAUACACAGAUUUAAUCCAUUUUUCUGUACAAGAAAGAUUUAUUUUAACACACAUCCGCAGUCUACUACACUGAGCAAUGCUGGCAUCUUUAAUUUCCUUAUAUUUUUGGUUGUAUCUUUCGUUGUUCUAGUUGAUGCUUUAAAAUGAAAAAAAGAAAAUCAUGUCUUACCAGACAACAAAUUUAUAAGCACAAUUUGUCAGACAGACAAGACUGAGUAAUUUGGGUUUUAAGGACGGUAGCCUGAAGUUCUCUUCUGGAUUCAUUGAACACAGACAUCAGAACAAACCAAACUAAUUGAUUUCUUCUGUUUGUGGAUUUGGUAUUAGCAUACAAAAACGUUGCCAGUUUAAAAAAAAAAUGACUGUUUCUCAGGUAACAUUAUGUGGCAUAGAGGUUUAGGUAGGCAUAAAAGUCACCUCUGUCACUCUUGUGUUCUGCAGUCUUUUGCCUUGCCUCCAGUAUUAACUUCUCCCUCUCUUGUGUUUAAUUGAGCAGAUGAGUCUUUAUUCUUGUUUAAUCAUGAAUGUAAGAUAAAUCUCCACCCCUUGGAGAGUAUCAACAUGGGGUAGAUCUAGGCUGCAUCACUAACUUUUGCAAAAUACAUAGCAAUCACACACGUCUUUGUAGGAUUGAAAAGGCAUUAUCUUUUCUAUAUUAUCUUAGGUUUAAUUUGUUUUUACCGUUAUUUUAGUCCACUCUGAAAAACAUCCUUGCCUGCAACUUUGAGUUAACAAGAGAAGUGAAUGUAGCAUCAUUUGCAUAGUUUGGGAUAUGGUUUGCAGCAAAAAGUUACUUACUAAGCUGAACUUAAUGUCUGGGAGGAGAAUCAGACUUGUGUGUCCUGAGAGAUUAGAGUCCUCAGCUGCUUCAUGUGGGAGAGACAGACUUAGCAGCCACAGCGCAAAUUUGCCAAAUUCUGCCAUCUGUGCCUAACCAGGUCCCCAGUGAAGCCAGGGGCAGUUGUCUGGGUUAUGGUAGCAAGGCCUGUGAUACCUAUUCACUAAUUUUCUAAAAGUUUACCAACUAAUCUCCCACAACCCCAUAAGGCAGAAUUUCUGGAAAACAACCUUUGACCACAGCACAAAAAAUGGUUGUAAAUUAGCGUCUUAAAUUUGAAAAACAAGUUUUGAAUUUCUGAAAUCAGGUUGUAAGCAUCUGCGUCUCUCCAUUGACUGGACACCAUGGACCUCUUUAUGUGAAGUUCAUUAGUGCUGUGUUAAAGUGUUGGUAAUCUUCAAUCUUGUCAUUAUUUUCAUGAUACAGUCACUUUUAUAACUCUAGAUACUCUCUUAAGUAUUAGAAUCGUUGUUUCUUCUUAAAUUGGACUGCAGACAUGGUAUUGUAGACUAACAGCGCAUCUCUGUAUAGGCAUUUGGUGACUGUAGGUGAAUUCCCACCUGUCUCCUUUGUAUUUCAUUUUUGAGAAUGGCGUACAUUUAAUUCUAGGCAGUGGUCAUUCAGCAGCCUAACAGUAAAGCAGGAGAAGGCUCAGAGAAGUAGCUUGUAUAUUUUGCUAGCACUAUGUCUAUUCUGAGGACUUCUUCAUCUGCAGACCUAUUACGGAGGUUGAAACAACGUCUACAGUUUACUUCACCCACUCUUAUUUGUGCCAAAAGUCCAUGUUGUUUGACAGGUAUUAGCCACACACCUGUAGUGGGAAAAUCUGGUGGAGUGGAGAGUGGAUUCUGCUUUUAUAAAACUCUGUAUUUUCCCUAAGGAAUAUUAAAAUAGUCAGUGUUUUGUCACCUCUUUUUAGUUGUUUCACCUAUUUGAACUGUGCAGGAAAAUGUAGCUUUUUGUACUGGUUGGAGAACCAAAGUGUCACAGUUGUGUUUCUAAAAGGCUCAUUCCUGAUUCCACGGGAAUUGGUGGCAAAACUGCCACCAGUGUUGUGAAGAACAAGACUCGACUGGAGACUAGAGCUCUCGGUUUUAGUGAAAUAAUGUGAGCAAUAUUUCAGAUCCUCAUUCACAACACACACAGACCACCAGGUAAAGAUUUUGAUGUCAACCCAGCCUCAAGGGGAAGUCCGCAAUCCAAUCUGGUGGUUUUGAAUCAGGUCUUUCACACACCGCUUAUUCCAUAUACUGAUAGAAAAUUCAGAUGUAUUAAAUAGGAAUAUGUAUCUUUAACUGGUACUGGAGUUAUUUCUGCUUUGUUUUUUUCCUGUCUUAAACAUUACUUAUACCUUAUUUAUCUCUUCUAGCAGUUACCACUUCAAAGGCAUGGCAGCAUUUUAAUAUCAUGCUCUUGGUAGCAUGGUGUAUGUGAAAAGAUGGUCAUCAUAAAUAUUUUACUAAGACCGCAAAAGCAGUGGUAUAUGAGGUAUAUGUACAAGUUUGUUGUAGUGAUAAGAAUUCCGUUUGAGAGUCUAGUAAAUAAUUACAUUUUCAUUAAAAUGGUGCCCUUCAAUGGCAGAUGCAUCUAAUUUCCUGGGUAUAUGUUGAAAUGUGAAGCUAUCUCAGUUUGACAAGCAACAGCUUUUAAUAUGGUUUCUCCCUUAAAUGAUUUAACGUUCCAUCAAGCAUGGUGAUCCUGAAAGGGUGUGAUUUUUGAAAAGCAGAACCUAAAUUCUGUCAAUCAGAUUUCAUUAUCCAUUGUAGAGAAAAGAAACAGAAACCUUGCCUUCUAAAAGCAACAGCAUGUAAACUAGAAUGAAAGAAGGACAGUGUGUAUGUACACCUAAUAUCUUCUGUGAAUGUCUUUUCAUCUAACUAAUGUUCUAUUAGAAACCAGAUUGGUAAAUUAAAACAAACAAACAAAAAAAGUAGUUUUAAUUACCCUAACAGCUGUUUCCUCAUACUUUGUAUAUUCUGAUUUUUGUCUAUAUUUUUCCUACCAGGAAGUCAGUUUGGAAAGGCCAGAAGUUGGAAAGGCCUCUUAAGAAAAGACCCAAAAUACAUGAGAACAGGGACCUCAGAACACAGUUAUACAUCAGAAGAGAGGGUGCUAAAACCAGAGAAGAUGUACUGAAGUGCAUGUAUGUUCAUCCUGCAUGAUGCAACCCUGACUGCCUUUCUGAGAUUUUUCCCUUUCUGAUCACUUUGCAGAUCUCAGCAAGCACUCUGCCAUCAGUUCCGCUCACAUUUAUUAUUGCAGGCUCUGUAGUAUUGCCAGCUUCACAAGACUUACUACAAAUGGCUGAGUGUGGGUCGUUUGCCUUCCUUUCCUACCAUAGCUCUGUCCUUUCCUUUGUGAAUGUGAGCCUUUUAUUGAAGUUGUCAAGAAAAACGUAUACCUGGGUCAACAGACUUACUUCUGUUCCUUUUACAAACUACCUUAUGAGGCUUUAAAAAGUUUUUAUGAUGUGAAGCAUUUUAUAAAAGAAUUAUGUUAAGUGCACUUGAAUGGGAGAGCAUGAAAUCUAAGCAAAGAAGCAUCAGUGUGAAUUGCUUUAACCACCAACCCAAAGCCCUGACCCCAUCAAAGACCUUAACUUACUUUGUGGAACACAGUAGUGGCAAAGUCCUGUUGCGAUGCCUUGUGACCAUGUUUUGACUGUUCAUUUGUACUGACUUUUGUAACCCCUGGAAGAAGCGUCAUGCUUUCUACAGAAAUAUUUUUCAUUUUUAUAGGAAAACUCUAGAACAAAGACAUGGGAGCAAAGGUUCAAGUUUAAAUUCCUUCUGAUACUUGUACACUGUGACAUGGGGAGUCUUCCCUCCUUUCUGUCACCAUAUGUGUUUCACUGCAGUCAGUGUGAGUGUGCACGUGCACCUCUGAAAUCUGAGGUUAUUUGGGAUGCAAUUUUUACAGCUCUUGGGUAAUUACUCCUGUAAUGUGGGUCUGUGGUGGAUAAGAUAUCAAACUUGCUUCAAGUCCAUGAGUCUGCAGUGAUAGCAAAAUCACUCACUCUUGAGAUUAAGUGCAAUUUUGGAGAUAAACUCAGACUUUGCCCUACAGUAGUAGGCACAUAUGGUUCCUCAAAUGAGAGCAGGCUUGGACCUGGUUACUGAAAAGCAUUUAUUUAACAAUCCGUAACACGCUUCUUUUAACACCCUAUAUAAGCAGACUUCUCAAAGCACUGUGCUCAAACCAUUGAUUAUGCCAACAGUAUAAGAACCAGGAAGAAAAGUGGCUGAUUCGUGGCUUCUUAACAAAUGAGGUUUUUUAAAAAAGUUACUUCACAUCGAAAAGCUUGGUAUCAACAGGUUCUUUCGCAGACAAGUGUUUAUUUUGACUAGUUUUCUAUUUUCAAAACAUCAUAUGAGAAAAAUUAAGCAAUUAUGCCACAUGAUACAAAGUACAACCAGAACUGGUUUUUGAAAAAAAACUUAAGAUAUACUCUGGAAACAUACACAGAAUCAAGUUACAAAUUCAGUGCAUCCCACUCCUGUGAUGCAGCAACUUCCAAUAGUGUCUGCUUAUGCUCCCACUGCUACUUUUUCCUUAAUGGAAAAACAUCUGGAUUAAACAACAAACAUAAGAAAAAUUGUGUACCCUUUGUUUUACCAUAGAUCUAUGUUCUUACUUGAUAUGUAAUAGGGUAAUAGAGAAUAGCAAAUGGCUAUUUCCUCAAAUUUCAAAGCAUUAAUUCCUCUGUCCCCAAGGGUCAGAGAUUAAUUAUUAGAACCUAGAGGUAUUUAUACUGAUAAUAUUAAACAGCUGGCAUUCAGGAUUCUAGCAAAGGGCUGCUCUAGGAUUCUUAUUUAUUGAAAACCUGUGUCAAGGUGUAGAUGACAUUUUCUAACAAGAAAAGUAAAUUACUGGAAUGGCACUAGAGCAGAAAGCAUGUGACAGAGUGUUUAGCAUCCUGAACAAUAAACUAUACCAGAAAGAAUUUCUUCUCGCCUUCCAGUUAGGGAUUUGGGAUGGGUACAGUGCUGGUACACCAUGUCUGCAUUGCCUUUUUGGCCAAAAUAUUUGAGGUUCUGCCAUCUUUUACAUGCUUUAAAACAGGCUGUUAUGAGAAUACAGCUGAAGACAUGAAACUUAAGGAGGCUGCUCUAGGCUGCUGGUGAGAGCACAGAAUCACAAGUCCCAAGCUCUUCUUCUACCUGCAUGUCUGUCCUUGCUUAGAUAAUUCUCAGAUGUGUUCCUACCUGUCCCUGUCUUGUCCUCUUUCCCCCAUCUUACAGAACCACAGAGUAGCCCAGGUUGGGAUGGACCACAAAAGACCUUCUGGUUCAACCUUCCGGUCCAACCUUCCACGGGAAAGAGAGGCUAGAUAAGAUUAUCUAGCAUCCUGUCCAGUCACUUUUUUCCCCCCACUGGCUAUCAACAGACUCUUGUUUAAGAUAGACUGAAAGAGUCACUGGAGCAAGUCAACAAACUCUUGAAUCAGCCAAAAAGCAGUAACUUUAGAUGACUCACGUCUAGUGGAAGCAGGCUUUAUCUGGAAAACUUCCAGCCUAACAGCCCUCUGACAUUUAGUCAUAGCUUUGAUUAGCAAUGGAGCAACCAACCAAGUCUAUGUAGUAUUUCUUUCAAUCUAUGUGAAGGUAGGCAAGAUAAAUAAAUUUGGCCGAAUAAAGGUGAGGUAGUCAUCCCCUGUAUGCUAAUGUCUAUUUUCUAAACUGCACAUCCUCACACUUAACUGCACAUCCUCACGUCACUGAAGGAGUCUGACCUUGGCAGAGUCAAUAAAUUCACAAGCUUUGUCUUAAAAAUCUCUAUUGGAUAGAUACUUUAAAAUCUAUGGUUUGCUAUCGUAGAGCACUGGCCACGUAUCAGUGGCUUAUUGUAAUUUAUUUCCGUUAUAAAAUCAAGGUCUGUCUGCAGAGUUUUCUUAUGUAACUUGCACUAACAAGACCUUUAUCCCUGAAACAUAAACUACUGCAACAGGGUGAGGUAGCAAAGAGAAAUCAAUCCCCCUUGCUGCACACCCUGAAACACAACCUAAAGUCCCUUUUGUUACACAGUUCCUGGUAUAGGAGUAAGAUCUCUAUACACAUCUAAUGUUUCUUUCUUUGGGAACCCCUUACCCACCACUCCAAGGCCAGCAUGGAAAGAAAUGUCUGACAGUUCUGUUUGGUUUUGUUUUUCUUCAUCUCUUGUUCCCCUUCAGAAAUAUUCCUUCUCACCAAUAAAUUCAUGAUCUUUUACUGUCAUCUUUAAACUCCGUCUCAGCAAGGCUUGCUACUUUGACCGAGGUGAAGCUUCUCACCUUCCUAAAAUGUGAUUAUUGUAGUGGGAGAGUUUUAUGCCACUAAAUUCCUGUCAUCUGUUAUGUUUGCAGCUGUUUUUUAUCUAUUUAUAAUACUCAGUGACUGAAAGUAAAAGUUUGGUUUCUGGCAUCCCCAGCAUUAUUUUAUAACUGAUUUAUAUUUGGUUCAAAAUCAUGGUACCAUCUGGCAAUGAGAAUCUGAAAAUGAGGCAGCUGCACCUCUUUCCAUUAAGCGUACUCGCUUUCUUCUGCUUGGUUCAAAUUUUCCCGAGAGAUAUCAAUACUAAAAUAAAUGCCUAGCAAACACCAACUUCUGUUUCCUUAGAGCCACAAGAUUUCACAAUUAACCCUCAGACAUCCCUUUCCCUUGUGCUUUUGUGGCGUGUGUAGAAGGCCACUUGUAGCCUCUAAAAGAGGACACAAAUAUAGUGACAUUAUAAAAGCCUCUAAUGGUUUUCAUCUCUUGGAGUUUUAAAGGUCCAUCUCAACCAGGGCACCUGAUAAGCAUUCUUACAGGUUUCAGUUACUAGCACAUCCAAGAAAAUUCUCAACAUUGGUUCUUAAAGAAUUUUAUUUUCAUUGCACUAGCUUCUCAGAGACAGAAAAAAAAUGCUUUUGUAUUUGGAGUACCUGAGAUAUUAUACUCACCGCAUUGCAACUCCUGCAUUGUGUCCAAUAUUUUGAAGCUCCCAGCUACUUAAGGUAAGGGAUCAGAGUCGCCUGGAUAAAGAAGGCUAAGACAUCACUUGAUUCCCAUUAACUCUGAAGCCCAGGGAAGUGGCUUUCCACAAACCUGCUUUGCGUGGUCGAUCUCACUCAUACACUGGUAAGGAGUAUCUUUUCUUUUUCUCUGCUUUUCAGUAGAUCAAGACCCAUCAGUGUGCUGGGUAGGUGUCACAUAAAAUAUCUUCAGUCCUAGUGAACUGAACAAUGCAUUGAGCACUCUGAGCCCAAGGAGUUCUCUGAUACAACAGCAUGAUUUGGCACAAUAUUCUUGAAAGGCUUCAGCUCCUCCAUCAGCCUGCUACCCAAUUCGAACAGUGCUAAUUACCAGGAGCCUGCUGGAAAUCUCUGUACUGAUUCAAUCCUAUAUGUGGAUGCCAACUUUAACUAAGAGCACUUCCUUUCAUGGGGAUUAAAUAGAUUCUUCCCCAUUAUGGAGUGCUUGGGCUGUGCUCAGUCUGAAGCUUCUUACUGACAUAUAUAAAUAGAGAUAUAGAGAUAAAUAGAUAUUUUUAUGGAGAUGUUUUAUAAGUGGCCUUUACUUUGUGCAUGGUAAUUAUUGCCAAACUCUUGUUAUUUAGGAGAUACAGAGUGACUGGUUCUGGAGUUUUAGAAAGCAACCAGCCUUCUCUGUUGCAAGGGGGACUUGGGGUGUGGGCUUGGAUUUUGAUUUUUAUUAUCCAGCUAUAAUUUGCAUGGUUUAGAUUUGGGUUCUGUAUCAGUGUCUUCUUUUUUUUUUUUCCUUUCCGCAUUGGUUCUCUGGCAGGGACACACUGGGCUCAAGCAGGAACUUCUCAGUCUUUGAGAGAUGGAUUGAAGCCAUCCGUGUCAUUCAGCACUUCAGAAACACCUGCUUGGCACAGCCUAUGGUGUCGAUCAGUAUGAAAGCCUUGAAACACAGUUUCUUCAGCAGGCUGUUGGGGUUUUCACAGUUCAGUGAGGUGCUCCUAUUUCUCUGUCAUUGCUUGGCAAGAUAGCAAGCUAGCCACAGCAUGGCUAUGGGUAUAUAGCCUCAUGAGCAGAAAAAGGGGUCAGGAGAGACUAGAACAUGAAUGAGGGUUCAGAAGUAUUAAUAGCUUCAUGAACACAGCAGUAGCAAAAGACAGUCAAAAUUGCUACUGAGGCAGGCCAUUUUACUUCCUUUUUUCUUUUAGUCCUUUUUCUUUAAAUACUGUUUGUACACCACGUCUCUACCGGCCAGCCAGCUCUCAACAACCUGGGCUCUUGGUUAGAGUCAGAAAUGCAGUUGUGCUUUCCUGUCAGCCUAAUUCCUGCUGCUGUGGAGUUGUCUGCACCCAGGAAAGGACCAGGGCCAUUAGCUACUAGGAAAGCAAAACCAGCCUCUCAGCCCUUCCCUCCAGAUCAGGUUGAAAGCCAAUCCCAGGGUUAUGUGCCUAAAAAGCUGGCCCAGUUUCCUGGCAGGUGAACCAAGACCUUGUCUGUUUGCAGUUAUUCCAGUCCACAAGUUUCUUUCUUGAGCACAAUUUUCCCAUGGGAAGCAUAACCAGGAUGGGACCGUUACCCUAUUUAAACAAAAAUGUGUAUAUUAAAAAAAAUCCUAAUCUGAAAAUAUAGUGUAUCUGAGAUUCCUCUGUUAUAGACAUUUAGUCUACAGAUUUAUGGCUACAUUUGCUAUGUUAUGCUUGAAUAAACAUAUAAUUCAUUGAAAUACAGAAGACUGAUAAAAGUAACAUGAUCUCUUUAAGGAGAAUAAACUGUUUGUAAAUUUAUAAAGAGUAUAAUCUGUUAGGCCUUAUUUGAAGUAUGUACUGUGGUUUGGUAAAAGUACAACAUUAAAAGAGCCUUGCCAGAUGA
Molecule: messenger RNA, 15022 nt
Organism: Columba livia (rock pigeon)
Lineage: Eukaryota; Metazoa; Chordata; Aves; Columbiformes; Columbidae
Gene: CNTNAP2
Product: contactin associated protein 2
Exons: 24
Coding region: 729-4715 (1328 amino acids)
Source: RefSeq, a predicted model, not a curated record